AUGGCGGGCGCCAGGCCCGGCGUCCACGCGCUGCAGCUGGAGCCGCCCACCGUGGUGGAGACCCUGCGGCGCGGGAGUAAGUUCAUCAAAUGGGACGAGGAAGCCUCCAGUCAGAACCUGGUGACCUUGCGAGUGGACUCCAAUGGCUUCUUCCUAUACUGGACAGGACCCAACAUGGAGGUGGACACACUGGACAUCAGUUCCAUCAGGGACACGCGGACGGGUCGUUAUGCCCGCCUGCCCAGGGACCCCAAGAUCCGCGAGGUGCUGGGUUUUGGGGGGCCUGAUGCCCGGCUAGAAGAGAAGCUGAUGACAGUGGUGGCUGGGCCAGACCCAGUGAACACAACAUUCUUGAACUUCAUGGCCGUGCAGGAUGACACAGCCAAGGUCUGGGCUGAGGAGCUGUUCAAGCUGGCUAUGAACAUCUUGGCUCAGAACGCCUCCAGGAACACCUUCCUGCGCAAAGCAUACACAAAACUGAAGCUGCAGGUAAACCAGGAUGGACGGAUCCCAGUUAAGAACAUCCUGAAGAUGUUCUCAGCAGACAAGAAGCGGGUAGAGACUGCACUGGAGUCCUGUGGCCUCAAUUUUAACCGGAGCGAGUCCAUCCGGCCUGAUGAGUUUUCCUUGGAAAUCUUUGAACGGUUCCUGAACAAGUUGUGUCUUCGGCCGGACAUUGACAAGAUCCUGCUGGAGAUAGGUGCCAAGGGUAAGCCAUACCUGACGCUGGAGCAGCUCAUGGACUUCAUCAACCAGAAGCAACGGGACCCAAGACUCAAUGAAGUGCUGUACCCACCGCUGGGGCCCUCCCAGACCCGGCUGCUCAUUGAGAAGUAUGAGCCCAACCAGCAGUUCCUGGAGCGAGACCAGAUGUCCAUGGAGGGCUUCAGCCGCUACCUGGGCGGUGAGGAGAACGGCAUCCUGCCCCUAGAGGCCCUGGAUCUGAGUGCAGACAUGACCCAGCCGCUGAGCGCCUACUUCAUCAACUCCUCACACAACACCUAUCUCACAGCGGGACAGCUGGCUGGGACCUCGUCGGUGGAGAUGUACCGCCAGGCGCUGCUGUGGGGCUGCCGCUGUGUGGAGCUGGAUGUGUGGAAAGGGCGGCCGCCGGAGGAGGAGCCCUUUAUCACCCACGGUUUCACCAUGACCACGGAGGUGCCACUGCGGGAUGUGCUGGAGGCCAUCGCUGAGACCGCCUUCAAGACCUCGCCCUACCCGGUCAUCCUCUCCUUCGAGAACCACGUGGACUCGGCAAAGCAGCAGGCCAAGAUGGCCGAGUACUGUCGCUCUAUCUUCGGGGAUGCGCUACUCAUUGACCCACUGGACAAGUACCCGCUGGCCCCGGGCGUCCCCUUGCCCAGCCCCCAGGACCUGAUGGGCCGCAUCCUAGUGAAGAACAAGAAGCGGCACCGGCCCAGCACUGGCGUCCCCAGCAGCUCUGUGCGCAAGCGGCCGCUGGAGCAGAGUAACUCGGCGCUGAGCGAGAGCUCCGCCGCCACGGAACCCUCCUCGCCCCAGCUCGGGUCCCCCAGCUCCGACAGCUGCCCCGGCCUGAGCAACGGGGAGGAGGCAGGCCUAGAGAAACCCAGCCUGGAGCCUCGGAAGUCUCUGGGUGAGGAGGGGCCACAGCGGGGCCCUGAUCUUGGACCUGCUGACCGUGAGGAGGAGGAGGAGGAGGAUGAAGAGGAGGAACAGUCAGACCCCAAAAAGCCGACCACAGAUGAGGGUACUGCUAGCAGUGAGGUCAAUGCUACUGAGGAAAUGUCAACACUCGUCAACUACAUCGAGCCUGUCAAGUUCAAGUCCUUUGAGGCUGCUCGAAAGAGGAACAAGUGCUUCGAGAUGUCAUCCUUCGUGGAGACCAAGGCCAUGGAACAGCUGACCAAGAGCCCUAUGGAGUUUGUGGAAUACAACAAGCAGCAGCUCAGCCGCAUCUACCCCAAGGGCACCCGUGUGGACUCAUCGAACUACAUGCCCCAGCUCUUCUGGAAUGUGGGCUGCCAGCUCGUGGCACUCAACUUUCAGACCCUGGAUGUGGCGAUGCAGCUCAACGCAGGCGUGUUCGAGUACAAUGGGCGCAGUGGCUACCUGCUCAAGCCUGAGUUCAUGAGGCGGCCAGACAAGUCUUUUGACCCCUUCACCGAGGUCAUCGUGGACGGCAUCGUGGCCAAUGCCUUGCGGGUCAAGGUGAUCUCCGGACAGUUCCUGUCCGACAGGAAGGUGAGCAUCUACGUGGAGGUGGAUAUGUUCGGCCUCCCCGUCGACACGCGUCGCAAGUUCCGAACUCGGACCUCUCAGGGGAACUCUUUCAACCCCGUGUGGGAUGAGGAGCCCUUUGACUUCCCCAAGGUGGUGCUGCCCACUCUGGCUUCGCUGCGCAUCGCGGCCUUUGAGGAGGGUGGCAAAUUCGUGGGGCACCGGAUCCUGCCUGUCUCUGCCAUCCGCUCAGGAUACCACUACAUCUGCCUAAGAAACGAGGCCAACCAGCCACUGUGCCUGCCGGCCCUGCUCAUCUACACGGAGGCCUCCGACUACAUCCCUGACGACCACCAGGACUACGCAGAGGCCCUGAUCAAUCCGAUUAAGCACGUCAGCCUGAUGGACCAGAGGGCCAAGCAGCUGGCUGCCCUCAUUGGCGAGAGGGAGGCUCAGGCUGGCCCGGAGACAUGCCAGGAGACCCAGUGUCAGCAGCAGGGCUCCCAGCUGACCCCAAACCCCACACCCAGCCCACUAGACACCUCUCCCCGCCGGCCCCCAGGCCCUGUCACCUCCCCCACCAGCCCUUCCCUUAGCAGCCCAGGUCAGCGGGAUGAUCUCAUUGCCAGUAUCCUGUCAGAGGUGGUUGUGGCCCCGUUGGACGAGCUUCGAGGCCACAAGGCUCUGGUGAAGCUCCGGAGCCGGCAAGAGCGGGACCUGAGGGAGCUGCACAAGAAGCAUCAGCGCAAGGCAUUUGCUCUCACUCGCCGGUUACUGGACAGCUUGGCUCAGGCCCAGGCGGAGAACAGGUGCCGGCAUCGGCCAGGAGUCCUAGGCAGGGAGGAUGAGAGGGAGGAGGAGGAGGAGAUGAAGCGGUAUCGAGAGUUCCAGAAGCGACAGGUGCAGAGUCUGCUGGAGCUGCGGGAGGCCCAGGCGGAUGCCGAAGCGGAGCGGAGGAUGGAGCACCUGAGACAGGCUCUGCAGCGGCUCAGGGAGAUUGUCCUGGAUGCUCACACGACUCAGGUCAAGAGGCUGAAGGAGAUGAACGACAGGGAGAAGAAGGAGCUGCAGAAGAUCCUGGAUAGGAAACGCCACAAUAGUAUCUCGGAGGCCAAGACAAGGGAGAAACAUAAGAAGGAGGCGGAACUGACAGAGAUUAACCGUCGCCAUAUCACUGAGUCGGUCAACUCUAUCCGUCGGCUGGAGGAGGCCCAGAAGCAGCGGCAUGAACGCCUCAUGGCUGGGCAGCAGCAGGUCCUACAGCAGCUGGUGGAAGAGGAACCCAAGCUGCUGGCUCAGCUAGCCCAGGAAUGUCAGGAGCAGCGGGCCAGGCUGCCCCAGGAGAUCCGCCGGAGCCUGCUGGGCGAGACGCCGGAGGGGCUGGGGGACGGACAUCUGGUGGCCUGUGCCAGCAAUGGUCAUGCGCCUGGGAGCAGUGGGCACCUAUCCGGCGCUGACUCGGAGAGCCAAGAGGAGAAUACGAAGCUCUGAACUGGCUGAGCAAGAGGUGGCCACAGGGCCAGGGUGGGCACUGGGAGGAGGGCCGGAAGCUAAGACACUAAUGCCUUUUUAAAAAAACUUUUUAUCUUUAGAAAUUUUAUUUUUUUAAACUGAGGCGAGCACCCCACACUAACUUCCUUCCUUCACCCUCUUGGGGCCCCAUUAGUCCCUAGCCCCUCCUUCCUGCCCUUAGUCCUAGAGAAGGUACUGGGUCACUUGGGGCCAAAAGAGCUUGGGUAGGACCCUCGCCCCCCAUGACACCCACACCCCAGAGUGGGAAUUAUCUCCCCCACUUCCCUUGGGAACACCGUGUGGAGACCUAGAGCUCUGGGAAGUAGGGGUCACAUUCUUUCUCUAUUCUCUGGGGACUUUUUUUACAUGAAUAAAAGUGGA
This is a messenger RNA of Molossus molossus (Pallas's mastiff bat), 4092 nucleotides long. It is a transcript of the gene PLCB3, whose product is annotated as phospholipase C beta 3. Gene Ontology annotation, molecular function: calcium ion binding; calmodulin binding; phosphatidylinositol-4,5-bisphosphate phospholipase C activity. The record is from RefSeq and is a predicted model, not a curated record. NCBI's taxonomy places the organism in Eukaryota, Metazoa, Chordata, Mammalia, Chiroptera, Molossidae. The transcript is spliced from 31 exons. The coding region runs from base 1 to 3690 and encodes 1229 amino acids. Gene Ontology annotation, biological process: lipid catabolic process; phosphatidylinositol-mediated signaling.